Perca fluviatilis (European perch) is the source of this 3492-nucleotide messenger RNA. RefSeq names its product arrestin domain-containing protein 3-like. Gene Ontology annotation, biological process: protein transport. Bases 690 to 2273 code for a protein of 527 amino acids. The transcript is spliced from 7 exons. Gene Ontology annotation, cellular component: cytoplasm; plasma membrane. The record is from RefSeq and is a predicted model, not a curated record. Lineage: Eukaryota; Metazoa; Chordata; Actinopteri; Perciformes; Percidae.
UAACAUAAACAAGGAAAUGAAUUUGACCCGUUCUCCCUGCCGCUUGGUCAGUUGCUGCGCGAUAUGGAGCCCCGGCUGUCAAUCAAUGUCUUCCAGUGAUGCGGGCCCCUGAUUGGACCAGGCCCGUAAGCAACCGUGUACCCUGCUUACCGAUAGUUAGGCAUCUGAAUCACUCAAUUCUCAUUGGCUACCCGCCAAAGUGGCAGGUAGAUUGACAGUGUUACCCGCCAAUUGCAAAAUUCACCCGCAUUUGGCGGGUGGGCGGGUGUUAAUUUCAUGCCUUGCACCCAAAACUUGUCUUUUGGGCUUUACCUCUUUCCCAGCAAGUCUCCGAGACCCGCUUAGUAGGAUGCCAUUCAUCAUGGCCCCUUAAGUUUAUCCAGCAAUUGGCCAUCAGCUGUUUUCUACGGAGCCUCCCACAUCACUAUUCCUUCCUAUGCACCAUAUAUCCAUGUGUUGCACAGGGUUGUCCGCACCUAUCAGCCCACAGUCUCUCCUUUGUACACUAGAUGGUAGUAGAGAUCUUUGAGCAGACUAUGGAAAGACUUUCUUAUAUAGGCGUGUCUUCACGACAGCCUGUGGUGGUCAUGGAUGUAUUAAGGGAAUUAAGGUGGUGGUCUUCUAGUUUUCCCACAGUUCAGAUGGUAGACUGUUUAUUCAUUUAACCAGUACAUUUUUCAUUUACGACAAUGCCUGCGAUUCAAAGCUUAACGAUGACUUACGACGCGCUGAAUGAGUACGGGACGUUUUCAGAGGGAGACACUCUCACUGGAAAAGUAACGCUGGCCUUGUCAAAGGACACCACAGUUGAAAGCCUGUUUGUCAAAGCUAAAGGAGACGCUGAUGUACGUUGGACGAAAAAGGUCGGCGAUCGCAACCAUACAUACUCUGCACACAAGAGAUAUUUCAAGCUGAAGCAGUUUUUGAUCCCCGAGAACUCUAAUGAAACUCUAGUUCCCCAAGGAACCCAUGUCUAUAAAUUCAGCUUUACCAUACCACCAGGAAGCAGCCCUUCAUCUUUCAAGGGGAGUCAUGGAAAGAUUGUCUACAAGCUGGAAGCCAAGCUGUCCAGGAGCUGGAGGCUUAACCGUACAGUAGAAACGGACAUACAUUUUGUCUCCAAGGCCUUUCCAAACCUUCAUUCUCUGGUGUCACGUCAAGUUGGUUCAACAAAGAAAGACAUGGGGCUUUUCUCAAAAGGACAUGCACACAUGGAUGUCAUUGUUGACAGGAAAGCCUAUGCCCAAGGUGAAACAAUGGUGAUUGUUGCAAAAAUCGACAACUCCUCAUCCAGUGAGAUGAUACCCAAAUUCAGUUUAAUCAAGGAUGUGGUGUACCGUGCCAAUGGCCAUACCAAGCAUGAGAGCAGCGUUAUCCAGAAAUUGGUAGACAACUGUAUUAAAUCCCGAACACAGAGGGAUGUCAGGUGUGCAAUCAAGAUUCCUCGUGAUCAGACGCCAACAAUCCAGAAUUGUGAUAUUAUCUCAGUGGAAUACCAUUUAAAGGCGUAUCUGGACAUCAGCUUUGCUUUCGAUCCAGAGGUCAUUUUCCCAGUGGUCAUUAUUCCACAAGACUUAUCUCCUGGCCCUCGGCCUGGUGUGCCUAUGGGUCCCUAUCCAGCUGGGGCUAUUGGGGGCCCGAGUGUAAGCGACUUCCCUCCCCCUGCGGUGUCUAUGGGUCCCUAUCCAGCUGGGGCUAUUGGGGGCCCGAGUGUCAGCCACUUCCCUCCCCCUGCGGUGUCUAUGGGUCCCUAUCCAGCUGGGGCUAUUGGGGGCCCGAGUGUCAGCCACUUCCCUCCCCCUGCGGUGUCUAUGGGUCCUUAUCCUGUAUCCCUACACUCAGGCAGUUAUGGAUACCCAGGAGCCCAAAUGUCCUCGGCACCACCACGAGUGCACCCAGAUAACCCACCGGCGUAUCCUGGUACACCAGGUGUCUACCCUGCACAGCCGGCACACAUUAAUGGGGGCUACAAUAACCCAGUGCCACCGCUGGCUGCUCUGUAUGGAUCUCCAUUUUCUUCUUCAUCAUCAUCUUCUGUGCUUCACCCGCCGCCUACUGCCCCAACAUUUCAACCACCCCCACCUGCCCCAGAGCUCCACCCAUCCCGUCCUCCUCCUCAACCCUUCAACACAUCCCCAACUGCUCCGACAUACACCCUGCUGCCUUCUGCACCAAUGAUGAACACCGACUUCCUGUCUCAAUCGGAUGAAGCUCCUCCAGCAUAUUCACUCCUUUUCCCAUCUUCUGCUACUGACAAAUCUGUUGCAAAAUAAUAGAACGUAUGCAUUGCUUAAUGACUAAAUCAGUUCAUGAAUUAUGAUGUCAAAUUCUAAUGCUUAGGAUAGUUUGGAAUGUGAAAUACAUUCACCUAUAUUGUGUCUUUAACACUUUAUUAGUGUUGUUGAAUUAAAAGUCUAAAUUUGAAAUAUGAAUGGCACUAUUGCCAUAUUUACUCUUUGUAUGUAAACAGUUGCAUACGAAAAUAGGACUUUUGCAUUGUAUGUGAUGGCUGUUUUCUGGUCAGUUCAGGUUGCUAGUUGGCUUUGUCUAGCUGCUAACCUAAUCACUCAAACCUUAAUCAUCAGGAUACACUGUGUGGCCCAUGUUUUGUAGCAAAAGGCUUGUUGAGGCAGUUUUCAUGUCUGUCUUGGACUAUGGUGAUGUGAUUUAUAGACCUGCAUCAUCUUCAGCUCUUAAAUCUUUGGACUCAGUCUAUCACUCCACCUUGAGACUCAUAACCGGUCAUGUCUAUGGUAAACAUCAUUGUAUUUUUUAUUUUUUUAUAUAUUUAAAUAUGAAAAUGGUAUCUGGUAUCUCUUUAUCGAUAAGGCUUGAAUUGGAAAACUGCCAUCUUACCUUACAGAACUUCUCUGUUACUCAGAGGGACAUUAUCAGACUCGCUCUGCUAACUGGCUUUUACUUCAUGUUCCACGAGCUCGGUCUGAACUUGUAAACACUGCUUUUAGUUUCAGUGCACAUGACUCCUGGAACAAAUUACAAAAAACACUUUCUUAAAAUCAACUCAGUUGUGCCUCUUGGACAAUCUAGAAAUCUGGUUUCAAACCUUCAAACUUAUUCUUAUAACUGCUUUACAUAAUUGUAUUUUCUUUUGCAUCCCUAUUAUCCUAAUGUAUUUAUUAAAUUUCCAAUUCUGUCCUUCUGUAUUUCUUAUGAUUGUACUUUCUGUGUUGUUGUUCUGUAUUUGUCUUUGUGCUCUGACUGAAUUGCACGUGCCUUGUUCAACUCAAGUGCCUAGACGGAUCAUUUAUAAAGUGUUAUAGUUUAUACCUGCCCUCUCUACCUCACUCUUUUGCUUGGAGACUUAUUAAAAGAAAAUAGACAUGUGACUUCAUUUUUUAUUAAAGUCAACUAAGAGGCUAAUUAUACAUUUAUUUUUAUUUUUCACCAGUAACGCCAGACAACUACUUCUAUUUAAUUACACAGUACUGUUUUCUCUGAUUUGUAAAUUUAAAUAAAGAACUGCCAGUGAAA